Molecule: messenger RNA, 642 nt
Organism: Puccinia triticina
Lineage: Eukaryota; Fungi; Basidiomycota; Pucciniomycetes; Pucciniales; Pucciniaceae
Exons: 5
Coding region: 1-642 (213 amino acids)
Source: RefSeq, a predicted model, not a curated record
AUGACGAACGCAUUAUGGCAAGGCCUUGUGUUUUCCAGUUUUCUUUGUUUCCUCGCCAUCCAGCCCUCAAAUGCUAGACACCAUCAUCACAAGAUCCGAGGUCAGCAAUGCCGAACUGCCAUGAGCAUAAUUCCAUCCCAUUUCACCUACAACAACACGGUCACAGCAACUGCCACAACCAAUACCACGGCUGGAGCGGCAGAUGCCACCAAGCACCACAUUGCUAUAACAGGUAUUCCAUGGCAGUACGCAGGAAAGCCUAUCGAAUCUACCGGGGGGCCGGUUCCGCAGGCACUCACAGUAGCCCUACCGGCCAAUCAGACGACAGUACCGGGUGCACCUGCUUCGGGUAAUCUCACGUCAACUCUUUGCUUCGAUGCGGGCGUGUUGUACUCCUGCACAAAAUGCGAGAGGACAUUGUACGGUAAAGAGUGUUACAAGAAAAUCGGACUUGACGAGCUGGAAACAGCCAACUCCGGAACAAUAGCAUGCACAAAAUGGUACUCGCGAACUGGCUAUGCCGAGGGUGGAGGUGUCACCAUGUGCGGCGCCGAAUCUGGAGAAGUUUAUCAAUGCUCGCAGGAUGAAGACCUAACUCAAUGCGGCUCUUGCGUCGAACUCGGGAUCACCAGCGAAACUUGA